This is a messenger RNA of Seminavis robusta, 1312 nucleotides long. The record is from the annotation of a GenBank genome assembly. NCBI's taxonomy places the organism in Eukaryota, Bacillariophyta, Bacillariophyceae, Naviculales, Naviculaceae.
GUUCGAAUAAGGAUGAAUCGAAUAUUCAAUCAUCGAUUCGAAUAGAUCCCAUCCGAUCAUUUCGAUUUGCCAACCUCGCCUUUUCUCACAACCAAAGAGCAAGAAAGAAAGAGCCCUUGCCAACAACAAUUGAUCGAUCCAUACUGCUUGACCAUGGCACUACUUCUUCCGCUAGAUCAGCAACAGCAACAGCAACAACAGCAACCUCCACAAGAGGAAGAAGAGACUCUCGAGUCUGUGGCCGAGCGACUCCGGAACAAUGAAGGUGGAUGUUCCUGUUUGAAUGUCCGCAUGAAUCCCGGCUAUGAAGCCGCCGAUGUGAUGCUGCUGGUGGAUGCCGUGCGAGCCAACGAGAGUUUGGAACAAGUGGAGUUCUUUGGUAUUUUGGCCGAUGACGAUGUCAAUCAAGCCACACAACUGUUAGUAGAAUCCUUUGGGACACUACCGAAACUCAAAUUGCUACAAGUGUCGGGACAUUGCGACAACUUGAUGGGGGUCCUGAGUCGAGUUUUGGCAGAUGUGUCGUUGACCCUCCAACAAUUGUCUCUGGUCUAUGUGCAGCUAAGUGGUCCUCCAAAUGACUUUCAUUCCUUUUAUCGAUCUCUGGCAGCCCUCCAAAAGCUAGAAUCUUUUCGAUUGGUCGACUGCCAAUUUCCUCGUCACUUACAAGAUGUCGGCAUUCUGGAAACAAUCCUCCAUCGACUUGCCCAUCUACCGGUACCACUCCUCCAUACACUCGAAGUGGCACCCAUUCACGAAAAAGCACUUGGAGAUGUCAUAAGUAUGACUACUGCCUUUACACAACUCUUGGCACGACAAUCCACCACACUCCGGCAUUUGCAUGUCUACGGCUUUUUUCGUGGACAGGAAAUUGUGGUGCCUCUCUGUCAAGCACUCGCAAGUUGCCAUGCCAUUCAAAACGUGCGAUUGGCCAGUACCUUCAGUCAAGAUCAUUGCACAGCCAUUGCCACACUCAUGGAACAACAUCCAACCUUGCAGAAACUGCAUCUCGACAUGAUGGUGGCCCCCGAAACCAAUGGAGACACCACCCAGUUACGGUUGCUGGCACUAGCACUCCAGCACAAUAAUACCAGGCUGACACAUUUGAACAUUUACGCCACCAACCUGGUCCGAUCAUUGUUGGCGGACGAAUUUGGAACAGCCCUGCAGCACUAUAAUUAUUCCCUGCAACAUCUCCACUUGUUUGGGUGUGGUUUGUCUGUGGAGAGUUUUCCGUGCCAUUGUAAAGAUUAGCGGAGGGUAGUAUUCAAGCCUUCUUGCUGGCUUGUGUAAUGAGUUGCCAGUUCUAGCU